CCAGGGACCGCACCCACAGCUCCACAACCUUCGCGUUCAAGAGAGCCCUCGUUCAUCACUGCCGCCGUACGACCGCCUUCUCGCCAGAGCCAGGUGCCUCUCCUCCUCCUCGGCAGGAGACGUCGACACGCGCCACCAUCCAACAUGGGUCUGAAACAUCUUCAAAGCCAGAGCGACUUUGACGAGAUAAAGGGAUGCGCAGGGAGCCGUCUCAUCAUUCUGUUCUUCACGGCAAAGUGGUGUGGCCCGUGCCAGCAAAUCAAAGAACCAUACCACACAAUGGCCGAGAAGGAGGAGUACAACGCUGUGUUCUGUGAGGUCGAUGUGGACGAGGCCGCGGAUCUUUUGAGCAGCUUCGGCAUCAACUGCAUGCCAACAUUCGUGUUCUUCAAGGACGGGAUCCAGCUGGAAAAACUGGAGGGUGGGAGCCAAGGAAACCUGAGAAAACGGAUAGAGAAAUACGAGUGAACACGGCACGUGGGAGCAAAGGGGUUCAGUCAGAGCACGGAAUGAAAAACAUGGCUAAGGUGUAAUCGUGGCACCGAAUGUGCAAGGAAAUGGGCUUCUCCCACUGUGAGCGCUUUUUGAGAUAAUCAUCACUGGCGGUCUCUAAGUCUUCUUGGGACAUCACACGCUGUUCUCCUGUCUUUCGGUAUUGUGUUAUUCUUCUUCCCUUGACAUUUCCAGGUUUUUGUGGACCUCAAAGGUGGCAGACUCAAGUGGUAUUGGGUCCAGACCUAGGUGAAUUGGCAACAAUGGCCCCCUCUAUUAAAAGUUCCUCCAGCAGCAUAAAGUUUCAUCAUCAUUUACCAUGAUUACAUUUGCAUUAAAUUAAACCUACAUCAUGCAUGUCCGUUUUGAAUGGCCUUGCAAUUAAAUGAUUGUGUGAAUUUAUUUGGCGUUUUAACACGUGGUGCCGUUAAAAAACACGUGGUGCCGUUAAAAAAAAAACAUCGAUCACGUGUUUCUUAUAUCAACAUCAUAAUUGGUCACGUAAUUUAAAUGUCCAAGGAAUUCCCCAUGACAUUUGCAGGGAGCCCCCAAUGUUGCUUUAUGUGGUCCAGCCAAUAACGCAGUCAACUCCGUAUAUGCUCUCAUUUCUAUUCGCUUCAUUGCUGUACUUUAUUUGACUGGGUUUUUGCUUUUGUCAUUGUUGGUAACCCCAGGUCACGCUUGCAAAAGAGAGACUCAUCUUGGUCUCUUGAGUUGUCACCCAGUUCAACAAAAUAAACUUUAAACUUGGUAACAUGCUCACA
This is a messenger RNA of Petromyzon marinus (sea lamprey), 1256 nucleotides long. Its product is annotated as thioredoxin-like. NCBI's taxonomy places the organism in Eukaryota, Metazoa, Chordata, Hyperoartia, Petromyzontiformes, Petromyzontidae. The record is from RefSeq and is a predicted model, not a curated record.